Nerophis lumbriciformis (worm pipefish) is the source of this 1137-nucleotide messenger RNA. Lineage: Eukaryota; Metazoa; Chordata; Actinopteri; Syngnathiformes; Syngnathidae. The record is from RefSeq and is a predicted model, not a curated record.
AUGGCGCUGCCGUCUAAACAAUACGGGCUCAUCUUGCCUCAGAAGAAAUGUUUGACGAAGCCAAGUGGUCUCCAGAAACAUUCCGUGUUUGGGGAUGACUCCGAUGAUGAGACGUCUGUCGGAGAAAGCCUGCAAAAAGAAGCAGCUAAGAAGAAGACAAUGAGGCAGACACAGCUUGAGAUGAAGAAAGCCUUGGAGGAAGACAGCACCGUGUACGACUAUGACGCCGUUUACGAUGACAUCCAAAAGCAGAAACUGGACAACAGACAAAAAGUGUUGUCCAGAGCAGACAAGAAGCCCAAGUACAUCGAACAGCUGAAGAAGGCGGUGGAAAACCGCAAGAAAGAGCAGGAGCGUAGGGAUGAGCGCAAAAUUCAGAAGGAGCGCGAGGCAGAGGGGGAGCGCUUCGCUGACAAGGAAGCGUACGUCACGUCCGCCUACGAGCGCAAGUUGCGGGAGCAGAAGGAGGAAGCGGAGCGUGAGAGGAGAGAGGCUGCCAUUGAAGCCGCUUUGGAUGUGAGGAAACAAAAAGAUCUGAGCGGCUUCUACCGACAUCUUCUCAACCAGACCGUCGGAGAGGAAGCCAUCCCAGACCGCUCAGCAAACAAAAGUGAAAAGUCAGAAGACGUUAAGCUCACGGAAACGACUGGAACCAGUCGAGAUCUUACGUCAAGUCCUGGAAGUGACGGAGAAGACAUGCGAGAGGAGAAGCGUGAAGUCAGCUCGUCGCAUUCGAAGCGUCACUACAGACGGAGGUCACAUUCGUCAGAAAGUGAGCGCGAGAGAGAAGAGCGCAAAAAGGACGACAAGCGCAGGGAGAGACGAGAAGAUCGCGACCGUGGUCACAGAAGCAGACGCAAAGACAGCGAGAGAGAAAAAGAGCGGCCGAGGGAAGAAAAAGGAAAAGAGGAAGAGGAGACGAGAAAACCAGAACAUAAUGCGGUGGAAGAGAAGAACGGAGGUGAGGACGAAGGAAAUGCCAAGAAGGAUGAUGGUGACAAAAGUGAAAAGGAAAAGUUGAACAAAUUUGCCAAACGUUCAACCGAGCAGACACUAAGUUCGGCCCGAGACCGCUACUUAGCCCGUCAGACGGCUCGAUCAGCCUCCAAGGCUUAUGUUGAACACGAAGAAGACUGA